Aplosporella prunicola CBS 121167 is the source of this 762-nucleotide messenger RNA. RefSeq lists its product as uncharacterized. Gene Ontology annotation, molecular function: hydroxyacylglutathione hydrolase activity. The record is from RefSeq and is a predicted model, not a curated record. The coding region runs from base 1 to 762 and encodes 253 amino acids. Lineage: Eukaryota; Fungi; Ascomycota; Dothideomycetes; Botryosphaeriales; Aplosporellaceae. The transcript is spliced from 6 exons.
AUGCAUGUCCAGUCGAUUCCGAUGUGGGAGGGGAGCGGCAACAACUAUGCCUACCUUGUGAGCGACGAAAAGACCAAGGAUGCUGUCAUUAUCGACCCCGCAAACCCGCCUGAAGUCCUGCCUGUUCUCAAUGAACGGACCUCCAGCGGCGCUAUCAACCUCAACUCCAUCAUCAACACACACCAUCACUGGGACCACGCCGGCGGCAACAGCAAGAUUUUGGAGCACUACAAGCUGCCCAUAAUUGGUGGCAAGGACUGUGCCCAUAAGACCCAGACACCAGCACACAAGGAUACCUUUACGGUCGGCAAUAUCAAGGUCACUGCAUUGCAUACGCCAUGCCAUACCCAGGAUAGCAUCUGCUACUUCUUCGAAGACGGAAACGACAAAGCGGUAUUUACCGGAGAUACGCUUUUCAUUGGCGGCUGUGGACGCUUUUUUGAAGGCAAUGCGGACGAGAUGCACGAGGCGCUGAACUCGACUCUUGCUGCACUCCCCGAUGAUACCAAGGUCUACCCCGGCCACGAGUAUACCAAGGGCAACGUUGCUUUUGGCAAGAAGGUUCUCCAAUCGGCCGCCAUUUCGAGACUCGAAGAUUUUGCCCAAAAGAACAAGCAAACGCAGGGCCAGUUCACCAUCGGCGACGAAAAGCAACAUAACGUUUUUAUGAGGGUCGAUGACCCCGAGAUUCAAAAGGCCGUAGGCCAGAAUGACCCGGUCAGCGUCAUGGCGGCGCUCCGCGAAAUGAAGAACAAGUCGUAA